This is a messenger RNA of Parnassius apollo (apollo), 3108 nucleotides long. NCBI's taxonomy places the organism in Eukaryota, Metazoa, Arthropoda, Insecta, Lepidoptera, Papilionidae. The record is from the annotation of a GenBank genome assembly.
AUGGGUGACUUUGAUCUAAAUGAGGCACUUGCUUCGUUAGAAAUGUUGAUGUCUGAAUUCUUUGCACCUUCUACAAAUAACUUCAGAAAGAGAGAAAUAGAGAGUAUUCUCGAAAAUUUUUCUAAUGGAAGAGGUUCAUGGAAGCACUGUUUAGUAUUUCUACAGAAAUCUCAGAACCAAUAUGUUUUAAUGUUCAUUUUGACUACUUUGGAGAACAUUAUUAAUAAACAAUGGAUCAGUUUAUCUGACAAUGAGAAGACAGAAAUACGGCUCACUCUAUGGAAUGAAUUAAUGGCAAAACAUGAAGUCAUGUUAUAUUUCAUCAGGAAUAAACUUGCUGCAUUAAUGGUAGCAAUUGCCCGUUAUGACUGGCCACAUUUAUAUCCUGAUUUUUUCAGUAAUAUUGUUGAGCUUAUUAAAAGCGAUGGCCGCCGAUGCGUGUUAGGCUUAAUCUUAGCACAGAUGGCAAGUGAAGAAUUAGGAGCAGCCCGUGACACAGGUGUUUUAUUACCUUCAGCUCGACGUAUGCAACUUGAACGACUCAUGUUGAAAGGAAUGCCUCAAAUGCUAUCUGCUCUCAGUGAAUUACUGGAAAAGAAUGCACAGAAGGAAGGACAGUCAAAUCCACCACCCUCACCUACCAGUGGAUUUCCGCACACAUCUGCUCUCCCAGAUUUAUUAGCAAAUGCUCAUGAUGUACAUGCAUCUGAUAAGGCUCUUAACAUGGAGAUCGUAGUUAAGUGUUUAACUACUCUACAACAUUUGUUCUCAUGGCUACCUUUAUCAUCACAUGUACCACCGUCAUUGGUAACAACAGUGUUUUAUUGGGGCAGUAUAGCAACACAAACACAGAGUACCGAAGCUGCAUUGGCUGGUCUGGGUGGCGUCUGCGAGUUGCUCUACCGUCGAUAUGCACCUCCAUCAUCUGCAACGACAGCGUUACGACUACACCAUUGCUCGCUUCGUUUGUUGCGUCAUCUAACGCACGCCGCGCAACACUCCAUUUAUCAUGCACAUCAUGAUUACUUAAACAAGCUGGCGGAGUUUUUGAAAUUAUUUGUCUCUCUGCAUUUUAAGAGGCUGGAAACAGAGCCUGAAUUUGAUGCAAUCGAAUUUUUAUCUUACUUAUUCCAAUACACAUUCCAGGUUCCAACAUGUACAAUUUUUGUAAACUGCUUAGAUGUAUGGAUACAAUUUAUAGACAUUCUGAAGCCUGAGGACACUACUAAAUAUUGGGAAGCCCUUGAAGCUCUUGUAAAUGCCGUAUUGAACAAAAUACAAUUUCAACACAAUAAGGCGCAGUUGCAACAUCUUGACAAUGACGUGUGUGAUGAUGACGGUGAAACUGAGUGGCAAACAUUCCUAAAACACUGUAUUGAAUGCAUUGCACGAGUUGCAGAUUUGGCGCCAUUGGAAGUUUUUACAUCUGUGCUGGAGCGAUGGCAGUGCCUGGUGGGUGUGUACGCGCGUGCGGCUGGGCGUUCUGGUAUGGGGGGUGUGGGGGGAGCGGCGGGAGGUGAGCACGAGCGCCUGCUCGCCGCGCUGCUCGACCUCGCAACUCUCACGCGUCUACUGGGGCGCCUGGCGCCCGCCUUGCUUUCUGAGGCGGAGGGCGAGCGGCGCGCGGCGGGCGCGUCGCUGCUGGAGCGCGCGGCGGCCGCGUUAGCCGGCGCCGCGCUCGCGCGCCCGCACCGCGCGCACGCGCACUCGCACGCGCUUGCGCACGCCUUCGUGCAAGUGCAUGCGGAAAUGUUUGCAUGUGUGGGUGCAUGGUGCUGCUAUGCGACUGAAUGCAACGUGCCGAUCCAAACGAUGGAAGGGCUUUUUAACUCCGCUGUGCCUUUCUUAAUACCCCAUGAAAUGGCCGAGCCUCCAUUACUUUGCCACGCGGCUGCACAUCUUUUGCUAAGUUUGUCUAAAAACGUAAAGUUCUCUACAGAUCCAAUAAUAUUGGUCGGCGAUCUGUAUAACCAUGCGCAACGUUCACUGCACUACUUGGAACCUAAGACGGCGGGCGUGGUUCGGGAAGCGUUGUUGGCGCUGGUGCUGGCGCGCGGCGCGUCGUGCGCGGCGGGUGCAGGCGCGGGCGCGGGGGGUGACGCACCGCGCGCGCUGCUGGCCGCGUGGGCGGGCGCGCUGCCGCCGGCCGGGCCCGCCGCCGCGCUGCCGCCGCUCACCGCCCUGCUGCACGCCUUUGCCGCAGCGCCCACGCAAGCCAAAAGGAUACUAGCGGAAGGAAUGCAAUCAGCCGCAGAAACGGCUCUUGGAAUGUUGUGCGAUUCGACGUACGCCUCCGCGGAGCCCGAGAUAACUGAUUUCUUCCUAGCCUUAUUCACUGCUCUGUUGCAGCAAUUGGGCAACUUUACGUACACGGCGAUUGAAGUUUUUCUAGAAGUAGCACAGAAGGGCGACAGCGAGGCGAGCUUGGAGCGCCUGGUGGAGUGUGUGCGCCUGGGCGUGGAGGCGGGUGGUGGCGGCGUACGUGUGCGCGCCGUGCUCGCGCUGCUGCACCAGCACGUGCUGCCGCGCGCCGGCCCGCACGCACCCGCACUCGCGCGCGCCGCGCACCGUCUGCUCGCCAGUGUUUUAUUGCAUCGUUGGCGCUACUUCUUCCCCCAUAAGUGCGAAGGCACUGAAAGUGCCCGCCGGACGAGCGAGUUACGCGGCGCUUUAUCAGCGCUCGGGCAGGCAUUACUCACUGAUGACAUAGAGUUAUUGCGCACCGCAUUUUCUACUCUCGAUCUCCUCAACACUAAAUGGAAGCUCUACCAUAAGGUUAUAUUCCGGUCGGAGUUCCUGUUCGAGUUCCUGUCGGUGGUGAUAUCGGGGCUCGCAGCGGGCGGAGCGCGCGCGCUGCUGCGCGACGAGGCGCUGGCGGCGGCGCAUGCCAUGGCCUGCGUGGACUUCGCCGCCUUCCGCCUUUCCUUCCUGCCGCGCUUCCUGCACGCGCUACCCGGCCUCGCUCCGCACCACGCCGCGCACCUCCAGCAGUUCCCGCCCGACACCGAUCUGCCAUCUUUCACACAAAAUAUUCAGCGUUUGAUGAACGACGUGAAUUGUUAUCGAGCAUAUCAAUCUUUGACUUCUGCGGAUAAUAUGGUCGCUUAA